Messenger RNA from Parnassius apollo (apollo), 1155 nucleotides. The record is from the annotation of a GenBank genome assembly. NCBI's taxonomy places the organism in Eukaryota, Metazoa, Arthropoda, Insecta, Lepidoptera, Papilionidae.
AUGGAUUUGGAAAAAAAUAUUUGCCUAUUUUAUGACCGAUGUAGACUGUGCCUUGAACAAUCAGGACUGUACAAUAUGUAUGAAGGAACUCACUUACCGAGAGAUAUUUUUAUUUGUACUGGUAUAAAGGUAUCCAUUACAGAUAAUCUGCCAGAGAAAAUUUGCAACAAAUGCUACGAUAUUAUAAAAAAGGCGAUUGAUUUUCGAGAUCUAUCAAUCAAAAAUGAUACACAUCUUAAAUCUUUAUUUGCUGACUUUCAAACCGACGAGAUUGGUGAAGAUUUAACUGACAUAAAAGUUGCAACUUCACAAACCGAAAACAAAUAUUCCGUUAAAAGCAUCCAGAGUGAAAAUCCAAAAAAUGCAAAUGAGGAUGUGAAAUCACAUGGAUCAGAAAUUGAAACUGGUUCAACAAGAUCAUUAAGUAAAAUAUCAAUAAGAAAAGAUUUAUUUUCACAUCCAGGAAAGGUUUCGCACUCCAUCACAUAUAGUGUGCAAGAUAGCAAUGGAAUAAAAAGGAUGAAAGGUGAGAAAACAGAAGUUCUGGAGUAUAAAUGUGGGGUAUGCUCAAAGAAAUAUGAUACUUGGAAAAAGUUAUAUUUACAUGUGCGACUACACAAUAAAAAUAUUAUCUGCCCACUAGACGCGUGUGAUAAAAAGUUUGCAACCAAGGGCGACUUGGAGAAGCAUAUACGCACUCAUACAGUUAAAGUGAUACAACGUCGUUGGAAAAAUUUAAGAGCAUGUUUUUCGAGGGAGCUUCGUUGUCAAAAAGACGUAAAAUCAGGGCAAGCUGCACCUAAACGAAAACGAUACGUGUACUUUGAUAAGUUACUGUUUUUGGUACCUUCUAUGGAGCCAGGGAGAGAAACCUCAAGUAACGUGACAUCGCUUGACGAAGAAGCAAUAAGUGAGAACGAUUCUUCUACACCAGCAAUAACACGACCAACAAAAGAAAAGAAGAAGAAUAAAAGUUACGAAGAAUCUUUAUUAGAAAUAUUAAGAGAUAAAACCAACCACCAAGACAUUAAGACACCACCAGACUCAGACAAUUAUUUCGCGUUAUCAUUGGUUCCAUUAUUAAAGUCAAUUCCACCAGAUCAGAAAAUUGAUGCACAGAUUGCGAUUUUGAACACCCUAAAAUAUUAUACAUAA